Messenger RNA from Cicer arietinum (chickpea), 1220 nucleotides. RefSeq lists its product as uncharacterized. Lineage: Eukaryota; Viridiplantae; Streptophyta; Magnoliopsida; Fabales; Fabaceae. The record is from RefSeq and is a predicted model, not a curated record.
AUACUGAGCGAGCGCCGCAACGCUCAAUCAUAUUAUCUUCGCUGAAACACAAAACCUUCUAUAUCAACCGUCCGAUACAUUGACACGUCAACAAUCCUCGUGAAUUUGUUUUUCAACGGUUCAGAUCUGUGCUGCAGAGCUACUGGGUGAGCGAAGAGAAGAGGCUGUUCGAGUGUUUUCUCUAUUCUUCCGUGCUCGAUUUUUCGACCGAAAAUCUGCAGCAUAAUUUGGAUUUGAAAGAUGAAGGUAACAGAGGAAUUGAAGGAGCAAGUGGAGGAAAACGAGGUCAUUGUUUUGAGUGAAGAUGAUGAAGAAUGUGACACAGAGGAAGAAGUUGUUGAUGGAGAAGACAGUGAAGACGAAGACGAUGAUGAUGAAGAAGACAAUGACGAUGACGAUGAGGAUGAAGAGGAUGAUGCUACUGGAGGUGGCGGUGAUGACGAGGAAGAUGAAGAAGAAGGAGGAGUAGCUGAAGGUGAACGUGGUGGUGAUCCUGAUGACGACGAUGACAAUGACGAUGAUGAUGAAGAUGAUGAUGAUGAUGAUGAUGAUGAUGAAGACGAUGAUGACGAGGAUGAGGAAGAGCACGAGGAAGAGGAGGAUUUGGGAACAGAGUACCUUGUUCGCCCUUUAGGCGCUGCUGAGGAGGAGGAAGCAUCUAGUGAUUUUGAACCUGUGGAAAAUGGUGUGGAGGAAGACGAAGUGGAAGAAGAUGAUGGUGAAGAGGAUGAAGGUAACAGUGAUGAUGAUGUUGAGAAGGCUGAGGUUCCACCAAAAAGAAAGAGGUCAGACAAAGAUGAUUCAGAUGACGACGAUGGUGGAGAAGAUGACGUAAGACCCUCUAAACGAUAGAAUUGGUCCAUUCUUUGCUGGAGAACUAGUCAACUAUAAGUCAACAUAUCACCCUUUGUCCGUUAAACACAUUUCAGAGAAGAGGGAUACGCAAGUUCAUGGAAGUGUUUGUUGCUAUUUUGUAUUGUUAUGGUGCAGUAUUAUUAGGGUUUACUAUAUUAAUCAGGCAAGUGCAUAGUCAAUAGUGGGCUAAAACAUGUAGUAGGACAAAUUUUACAGACUUCAAUUUUAUUUUCCACCCACUUCUUAGGUUAGUAGAUUAUUGUUCAUUCCUAUUUCUUUCUGGUACUCUCAUAUUGUUGGUAGAUCUCUUUUGUUUUAUACAGAAGUUUUUGGUUGUGUAAAACUUUUUUGUUUUUUACAUUUGC